AGCAAGUUCACCGCGGUGCGUUGACAACUACAACAACAAUAACAACCAAAGAAGUAUAUAUAUAUAUAUAUGUGUGAGGAAUCGUAUAUAAAUAUUUAUUUUUGCGCUUCAUAAAUAGAUCUCAUAGCGAUUGAAUAUGACUGUACAACAAUGAGCCAAUUUGGGGAUUCACAUAGCGCCACUCCGGCAAUCCAAAUGCGGGGUUCACCGCCCACAAGCUCCGGUGAGUUCGGAGAGGAGAAACUGUCCCUUGAAAGCAUAAUGCAACGCUUUCUUUGCGAAGAGUCAUUAUCUCUGGAAUGUGCAACGGAAGUCGUACAACAGGCUGCCCUCGUGCUUCGCACCGAGCCAAAUACGUUGUCUAUCAACGGUGACGUUGCUAUAGUGGGAGAUAUACAAGGCCAAUAUUACGACCUUAUAAAAAUCUUUGCUUCUUGGGGUUCUCCACGGACCACAAAGUACCUCUUUCUCGGUAAUUACAUUGGAAACGGCGGUUUCAACUUGGAGUGCGUGCUGUUCCUUCUUGCCGCCAAAGCUGCGUGUCCGCAGUUUGUCUAUUUGAUACGAGGCAGCAACGAAUCGAAGCUGAUGGCAGACGUGCUUCACCUUGGAGACGAAUGCCAAAAGAAGUACGGCAAGAAUCUUUUUACACUACUGCUUUCAGCGUUCAACUGUUUGCCAUUGGCAGCCGUCGUCCUCGACAAGUACUUUUGUGUUCAUUCCGGGCUCUCACCUGAUGUCUCUCACAUCAGCGACAUCGCUCUCAUUCACCGUUUUCGCCACAUCCCGACACGUGGUGCAAUGUGUGACUUAGUGUGGAGUGAGCCAGAUUGGGACACUGACAACCUGCAGUACAAUAAUGUGGAGGAGUCUUCUGGCGAGACGUACGUGCCGCGAGUCGGUUCAUUUGAGACACGUCCACUUUUCAUAAAGAACAAGCAACGAGGAUUCAGCUAUGUCUUCAACUUCGCGUGUGCGAAACGCUUCGCCUCGGCAAACAACCUCCUUUGCAUCGUGCGCAGCCACGAAGUACAGGAACUGGGAUUCAAACUUUACCGCCCACACCCCAAUCACCUUUUCCCUUGCCUGAUCUCGAUCUUCUCCGCCCCAAACUACUGCUCAAGUUUUGGAAACAAAGGUGCUGUUCUUGUGCUUUCAAAAGAGUCUGUAAACUUUAAGCAGUUUGAGCCCUCUCCUCAUCCGUGCGUUUUACAAGGGCGCAACGCGUUUUCAUGGUCUCUUCCCUUUCUGGAGAGCAAUCUCAUGUCGAUUUUUCUCUCGCUGCUCUCCCGACCGGACAACGACCUCACCGCGGAUGAUGGCUCAGAGAAAGACUCUAAUAAUAGCGAAGCAAUUGACGCGCCAAGUACAUAG
This is a messenger RNA of Leptomonas pyrrhocoris, 1374 nucleotides long. Its product is annotated as putative Serine/threonine protein phosphatase. The record is from RefSeq and is a predicted model, not a curated record. The transcript has a single exon. Gene Ontology annotation, molecular function: calmodulin binding; calmodulin-dependent protein phosphatase activity. Gene Ontology annotation, cellular component: cytoplasm; calcineurin complex. NCBI's taxonomy places the organism in Eukaryota, Euglenozoa, Kinetoplastea, Trypanosomatida, Trypanosomatidae. Gene Ontology annotation, biological process: calcineurin-mediated signaling. Bases 151 to 1374 code for a protein of 407 amino acids.